GACCCAUAACCUUCAUCCUCUAUCAAAGAUUCUUUUUCAUUGUUUUACUGUCUGCUUUUUAUAUUUCAGAGAUAUCUUCGCAAGUUUUGAUAUUAUUAUUUGAAAUGAAUCAAACAAGAGAAAUCGAUGAAGGAGAGACGCGCACAGUUAUGGAACCUAACGAGAGACUUCGCAAUGAAGUCAGUAAUUUUCUUCCACGGAUCGCCGAUAGAAGUUCGAAAGAGAAAAUUACAUUGGCAGAUAUAAUGCCACAGAUUAUUGCAAGCUGUAUGAUUCAGUGUAUAAACAUAAAGGCUGGUAUAAACAUGGCUUACAGUACCAUUUUAUUAGAUGGAUUAGAAUCAGAUAAUUCUGAUAUAAAAGUAACCGAGAGCGAAGGAUCUUGGAUCGCAAGUCUAGUUACAAUAACAUUGCCAAUAGGAUCCAUCAUUGCUGGGCCUCUGAUGGAUAAAUUUGGACGCAAAACAAUUUGUCUGUUAUCUUGCGUUCCCGCAGCAGUAUCAUGGGUUUCUUUGUUAUUUGCCAACUCCUUAAUUACUAUUUAUGCGGCUCGAGUUGUAGCCGGAAUCGCAGCAGGCUUAACAACCGUCGCUUUGGUUUACAUAUCAGAACUUACACAUCCGCAAGUCAGACCGAUGCUUCUGUGCCUUACUUCCGUGUUUGUGUCGUUAGGUAUAUUGAUUACCUGCUGUCUGGCCGUGAUGCUAGACUGGCGCAAAAUGACUAUAAUUUUCCUCGCGCUAGAGUGUUGUAUUUUCUCAAUACUUUACUUUAUACCUGAAAGUCCCUACUGGCUUAUGUGCUUUCAAAAUGGCAUGUUUAAUGAGAAACGAAUUUCCAAAAUGAAACACAGUUUGAAACGGCUUAACAGAAGGCAAACAAUUUAUGAGGAAGAAUAUUCGCGAAUUAUGGAGACUUGCGAAAGUCGUGGGGCGAGUGACGAAGCGCCAAAAAGUAUAGCAGUAGCCAUAAAAAAUUAUUACCACAUGUUUACAUCCCCGGCAGCCUAUAAGCCUCUGCUGAUACUUUUCUUCCUUUUUUUACUGCAGCAACUAUCCGGCUCAUAUGUGAUCAUAUUUUAUGCCAUUUCAGUUUUUCGCGAAAUGGGUGGAACAUUUGGCAAGAAUUUUAACGAACACAGCGCGCUCGUUAUGCUAGGUAUCAUUCGAUUCGUUAUAAGUAUAGUAACAGUUUUUUGUAGUAGAAAAUACGGCAGGAGAGUUCUUUGCAUCUUGAGUGGGAUUGGAAUGGCCAUUUCUAUGUUUCUUUCUGGAAUGUACAUGCAUUUUGCGCUGUCGUACGAUGAAAAUGGUAAUACGGAGGAAACCACGGUGGAUCAAAAGUGGCUAUUAUUAUUCUUCGUGUUGGCUUACAUCUGCACUAGUUCGCUUGGAUUUAUAGUCAUACCGUGGACAAUGAUCGGGGAACUAUUACCCGUGUCCAUACGUGGUAUUGGUGGGGGUCUCAUGGUUUCUCUCGCUUACAUAAUGAUGUUUGCUGUGAUAAAGAGCUAUCCGUACCUUUUGAAAAGCAUGACUAUCGAGGGUAUUUUUUUCUCUUUUAGCUUCAUAUCUCUAACUGGUACAGCUUUUGUAUAUUUUUUUCUGCCUGAAACUCUGGGCAAAUCAUUUUCCGAUAUUGAAAAGUUCUUCUCCUCUACUAAAGAGAGAAAAACAAUGCGCAAUGCUAAUUCUAGAAAUUCUUAAUUUUGCCGCUUUCACUUUGGUUUUAUUUGUGUGUGCGUGUGUGUGUGUGUUGCAUGAUAUAUUUACAAAGGGGACUAUUAGAAGAGAUGGGACUGCUAAUAUUAUGUACAGGAAACAUUUUAGUGUUUCAAUUUUGACAAUAAAUUAGAAGAAAUUGUAGAAUAA
Temnothorax curvispinosus is the source of this 1871-nucleotide messenger RNA. Its product is annotated as facilitated trehalose transporter Tret1-like. Bases 105 to 1706 code for a protein of 533 amino acids. Gene Ontology annotation, biological process: transmembrane transport. Gene Ontology annotation, molecular function: transmembrane transporter activity. The record is from RefSeq and is a predicted model, not a curated record. Gene Ontology annotation, cellular component: membrane. NCBI's taxonomy places the organism in Eukaryota, Metazoa, Arthropoda, Insecta, Hymenoptera, Formicidae. The transcript is spliced from 5 exons.